GGACCGAACCAGACGAGCGUCACUGUCACAUGGGACGGCACUGCAGCGGUUCAACGGCGACGUAUCAUGCCAUUGCCGUUGUCCGCGUCUUCUUUGCAUGACGCCACAAUAAAAGAAGAAGAAAAAGCGUACUACUACAGGUCUGAGCAGCAACAAAGGCACGCGACGCGCCCGUGAUGGAUGCUUUUGUCAUGAAUGGAUCCAUCGUAAAGAAAGGGGGAGUCAACUGAAUCAGGGUCAUGUGCAGUGAGGGGAGGGGAGGGAGCAGUUCCACGUCAUGAUCCUGCCUGCCUGCCUGCGUGGGGAUCGAUGAUGCAAAAAACAAAAAACAAGUUCACCGGGAGGUCAGUCUGCCUGCACUAGUGAGUUAUAACCUUUUUCUACCCUCGAGAAGCCUCUGUCUUCUCCACCGCUAGGCGCUAGCCCACAGGCCGAAUCUCUCCGCCUCCGUUCUUGGUCUUCUUCCUUUGGGGAGGAGGAGGAGGGGGAAGCAUGGGCAACGAGUUCGACUACCUGUUCAAGCUCCUCCUGAUCGGCGACUCCUCCGUCGGCAAGUCCUGCUUCCUCCUCCGUUUCGCCGACGACUCGUAUGUGGACAGCUACAUUAGCACCAUCGGCGUUGACUUUAAAAUCCGCACUCUCGACAUGGAUGGGAAGACCAUCAAAUUGCAGAUUUGGGACACAGCAGGACAGGAGCGGUUCAGAACCAUCACAAGCAGCUACUACCGAGGAGCUCACGGGAUCAUCAUUGUCUAUGACAUCACGGACAUGGAGAGCUUCAACAAUGUCAAGCAAUGGCUGAGCGAGAUCAACAAGUACGCCAACGACAGUGUUCGCAAGCUACUUGUCGGUAACAAGUGUGAUCUGGCUGAGAGCAGGGUCGUCGAUACUGCCGUAGCACAGGCCUAUGCUGAUGAGAUAGGUAUUCCUUUCCUAGAAACAAGUGCUAAAGAGUCCAUCAAUGUCGAAGAGGCUUUUUUGGCAAUGUCUGCAGCAAUCAAGAAGAGCAAAGCUGGCAGCCAAGGAGUCCUGGAGAGGAAGCCAUCCAAUCUGGUCCAGAUGAGAGGCCAGCCAAUUCAGCAGCAGCAGGAGAAGCAGAAGAGCAGCUGCUGUUCAACAUGACCCGAGCUCGGACUCGAGGGAGGGUAAGACAUCCCGCCAAGAUGCCCUGGCGCAGCUACCUUCCAGGAAUCAGGAUGAACAUGGCAUGUGCCAAAUGUGGACCUCUUACUUCCUUGUCUUUUGAAACACUUUGGUAGCUAGCUGCAAACUGUAUCAGUAAGCAAGUUUGCGUGUUCGAUCUUUCGGUGGAGCAAAAUCUGUCAAAAUUGUGUCAGAAAACUCUGUGAUUUCGUUGGUUCUCCAAUCAGCACAAUAGCCAGAGCUAUACCAUAUCAACCAUAUUCACAAUCUGCUAA
Molecule: messenger RNA, 1418 nt
Organism: Hordeum vulgare subsp. vulgare (domesticated barley)
Lineage: Eukaryota; Viridiplantae; Streptophyta; Magnoliopsida; Poales; Poaceae
Product: GTP-binding protein YPTM1
Exons: 8
Coding region: 493-1122 (209 amino acids)
Biological process (GO): protein secretion; regulation of exocytosis
Molecular function (GO): GTPase activity; GTP binding
Source: RefSeq, a predicted model, not a curated record